Messenger RNA from Adelges cooleyi (spruce gall adelgid), 1763 nucleotides. It is a transcript of the gene Trs20, whose product is annotated as trafficking protein particle complex subunit 2. Gene Ontology annotation, cellular component: cytoplasm; nucleus; TRAPP complex. The transcript is spliced from 4 exons. NCBI's taxonomy places the organism in Eukaryota, Metazoa, Arthropoda, Insecta, Hemiptera, Adelgidae. Bases 151 to 594 code for a protein of 147 amino acids. The record is from RefSeq and is a predicted model, not a curated record. Gene Ontology annotation, biological process: endoplasmic reticulum to Golgi vesicle-mediated transport.
CUAAAAUAUAAAAUACGAGCCACUUGUUAAAUUGAGUUGUCUUAAAAUUAACUAUUUUCUUUAGAACCUAAAUCGAGUAAUACAUUAAUAUAUAAGUCACUAUGUAAGAAAUACUUGUGCCAUCUUUUAAACAUAUUCAUCCAACCGAUCAUGACCGGAUUUUAUUAUUUUGUGAUUGUCGGACACGGUGACAAUCCGAUAUUCGAAAUGGAGUUCAUGUCUAGUAAAGAUAUAAAGAGUCACAUUGAAUGGAAUAAAAAGAAAGAAGACCACAGUCAUCUAAAUCAGUUUAUUGCACACGCCGCUCUGGACUUAGUCGAUGAACUAAUGUGGAAGUCGAAUUCAAUGUAUCUGAAAAGCGUCGAUCGUUUCAAUCACUGGACGGUGUCGGCUUUCGUCACAGCCAGUCGUAUGCGAUUCAUAAUGGUGCACGAUGCGAAAAACGACGAAGGCAUCAAAAACUUUUUCACCGAAGUCUACGAAAUGUUCAUUAAGUACGUGAUGAAUCCGUUCUACAAGUUGAACAUGCCGAUCAAAUGUGGUUCGUUUGAAAAAAAAGUUCAAUUCUACGGUCGCAAAUAUUUAGUUAGCUAAUAUAAUAUGUAUUUUAUUACUGAUCAAAUAGAUCAAAUCCGAUAAACAAUAAAACCAAAUGUGUACAACAAUUUUGAGAAUUGGCACCUGCUAAAAUAUAAUAAGUUUUCCAGUACAUUUUUACACACAAUAUUUUAUUUCUUUUUACAUUAUUAUUUUGUGUCUAAUCGUAUUGUAAAUAAUUUUUAAACAAUAAGGCUAAAAGAGUUUUGUCGAGUACUAUAUUCAAUAUAUGUUUAUAUAACAUCUAAAAUAAAUAACUAAUCGAACUUUUAUUUUUAAAUAGUGUAUUAAUUAAUUAAUUUUUUUUUUUUAUAUUAAAAUCAGGUCGUUGCAUAGUACGGUGACGUUUUCUUUAAUGGUUCCACUUCAACAAGUAUUCGUUUGACUCGUACGGGUCCUGAAACAAAAAUGUACAUUUUUUACUUGUGUUGACUUGUCGGAAGUAAACGGCGCAACGAUUACUUUGUAAAUCUGUUAUAUUUACGGAGCUUUUAUUAUUGUUAUUUUUCAUUGUGUUUGUCAAUAGAGUUCAACUACUAGAUAAGUACUAGUGUACUACUCGUACACUGUUUAAUCUUAUACCUAUUGAAAUAUAUUGUGACCAAUCGGACAACAAGUUCCAGUCAAAAUGUGCAUCUUAGGGUUAAUAAAAAAACAAAAAAUGUUCAAUGUGUUUCUAUACGGUUUUGUACUAUGUUUCUGACUUUUGACGACAGCUUGUUUUGGAUAUUAUUUCAGAACAAUUGAAAAUUGUUAACUUUGAUUAGAAAAAUAUAUUAAUGUAAUGCAUUUUUUGAAAAGGAUAAGUUUGAAGAUAUUUAAAGGAUUUUGUAUUGUUAUUUUAACGAUAACCGUUUGAACGUAUGAAAGAAUGUUUGUUGCGACAACGACAAAUAGCAAAAGAGUUAAGUCUUAAUGUGUAAUGCAAUGUGCAAUUUUAUGAUAAAGUGUACAUUCAUUUUAUUUUAAUUUUUUUAAUUUUGAUAAGUACCAAACUUGAAGAUUUCUAUUUGAAAAUCAUCUUUUUUUAUGGAAUUUGUACUUAACGUUGUUUUUUUUUCGCAGAUUGUUUAACAUAUUGUUAUUAAUGAUUUUAUUUCUUUAAUUCCAAAAAAUGUAUUCAAAGAUAAAAUUAAAAUCUCCUAUUGGUUCUUUUUCAAAGUCUU